AUGAGCUCGGCGCUCAAGGGCCUGCUGCGCCUGAUGGCGCCGCGCCCCGACCACCAGGCGCGCUUCGUCGCCGCCGGCGGCGUCGGGCUGCUGUUUGAGCUCAUGAUGCCCGAGGUCGGCCACCGCCACAGCCGCCUGAUGCAGUCGCUCGCGUCGCUGCUCGCGCUCGCGCUGGCCGGCGGCUGCGGGGACGCGCAGGAGGAGGCGCGCGCGGCGGGCGGCGUCGACGUCCUCGUCGCGGGGCUGGCGUCCAUGGCAGACGGCCGCGCCCCCGGCGGCGACGGCGGCGGCGAGUUUGACGUGUAUCAGAUCAGGUUUUCUCUGCUGAACGCGCUCGCGCUCUGCGUCGCCGGCAGCGACGGCAACAAGGCUGCGCUGCGGGAGCAGGCCGGGUUCGUGCCGCUGGUCGGGCUGCUGCGGCAGCUGCUCGCGCGGCGCGCGGAGGCGGGGGGGCCGGCUGACGUGGAGGAUGAGGAGCACCUGGAGGCUGCCGCGCUGCGCGUGCUGGCCGCCAGCCUGGAGGGGUCCCCGGCGAACCAGGACAUCGUGUGCAAGAUGGGCGUCCCCCCGCUGCUGCUCAGCCUGCUGUGCGGCCCCCGCGCGUGCAGCGAGCCGCCGCAGCUGCGGCUGCUGUCAGCGUCGUGCCUGGGUCUGCUGGUGGAGCGGCAGCCGGCCGCGGCGGAGGCGGCGGUGGCGGCGGGGGCGGUGCACGCGAUUAUGGGGCGGCUGCAGCAGGAACCCGGCGGCGAGGAGGAGCAGGACCUGCUAAAAGCGCUGGCUCGUGUGCUGCGCGGCGGCGGCCCCUCCGGCCGCCGCGCCGCGAUCUCCAUGCGUGCCGUCCCCCUCCUGGUGCGCCUGCUGGCCUGCGCGCCCCCCGGCCCGGAGGCGCAGGCGGCGGCGGACGCGCUGGCCGAGAUCGCGGCAGUUGAUGCAGAGACGCGGUCCCAGAUCGUCCACGCGGGCGGGCUGCAGGCGCUGAUGGAGCGGCUGGAGUCGGACGCGGCCGCGGCGGGCGGCGGCGGCGCGGACGAGCAGCAGCAGCAGCAGCAGCAGCAGCAGCAGCAGCAACAGCAGCAGCAGCAGCAGCAGCGAGGCGCGGGCCAGGCGGCGGGGGCAGCAGGCAGCGACGGCCGGCUGCAAACAGAGUCAGGGGCCGCAAAGCCUCUCGGCACAACCACAAGCAAGCCCGCCGCGCUGCCCGCGCUCGCGGCGGCGAUGGAGGCCGCCCUCACAAAGGCGGCCUGCUUCCGCCUGCUGAGCGCGCUCGCACAAGGCAACAGCUUCGCGAAGAACUCGGCCCGCCAGGCGUCCAUUUUCGAGCUGCUCGCCGCCCUGCUGGCCAGGCUUCAGCCCGAAGUCGAGGGCGAGGCGGCGCGCGACGCGGCGUCCGCGGCAGCCGCCGAGCAGCUGGCCGCGCAGCUGCAGCAGGCGCACCACGGGCGCGCGCUCUCGCGCGGCGGCGGCGGCGGCGGCGGCGGCGGCGGCGGCGGCGGCGGCGGCUCGUUGGGGCGCCACAGGCGGGUGCCUUCUGACCUGGAGGAAGGGCCGUCGCCCGCGCAGCAGCGGCAGCAGCGCCGCGACGCGCGCCGCGCCGCGGCGGCCACGGCGGCGCUGCGGCGCGCGGAGCUCGAGCUCUGCGCCUCCGCGGCGCAGUGCUGCGCGGACAUUUGUCGCGGAAACCAUGCGAAUCAGGACAGCAUGGGCGCGGGGGGGCUGAUCGAGCGGGCGGCGGCGCUUCUUGCGGCGGUGGUGGGGGCCGGGCUCGACGCCGCUGCGCGCGCGGCACCGCUGGUCGGCGGCUUGUGUGACGCGCUCGCCGCGGCGGCCGAGUUCCAUGCCGCGAAUAAGGUCCUCGCGCGCGAAACGGGCGCGGCGGACGCGGUCGCGCGGCUGCUGCUGCUGGCAGGCGGGGCGGGCGCGGCGGAGCUGCGGCGGCCGGGGGUUGCGGGCGCGCUGGCGGCGGGGUGCGGCGCUGUGCUGUCGCUGGUGCAGGACUGCGAGGAGAACCAGCGCGUGUUCGCGCGCCACAGCGACGGCGCCUUUGUGCCGGCGCUGUUCCGCCUGAUGGCCGCGGGCGAUGCGCACCUCGCGACGCAGGCCGCAAA
Monoraphidium neglectum is the source of this 2105-nucleotide messenger RNA. RefSeq lists its product as hypothetical. The transcript has 4 exons. NCBI's taxonomy places the organism in Eukaryota, Viridiplantae, Chlorophyta, Chlorophyceae, Sphaeropleales, Selenastraceae. The annotation marks the transcript as partial. Gene Ontology annotation, molecular function: protein binding. The record is from RefSeq and is a predicted model, not a curated record.